Molecule: messenger RNA, 638 nt
Organism: Puccinia graminis f. sp. tritici CRL 75-36-700-3
Lineage: Eukaryota; Fungi; Basidiomycota; Pucciniomycetes; Pucciniales; Pucciniaceae
Exons: 2
Coding region: 6-638 (210 amino acids)
Source: RefSeq, a predicted model, not a curated record
AUAGGAUGCCGGUUCUGGCUUGUCAACAACCGAUGAUGAGCCUAACGAUCGUCAGGCAUGCACCCAGGGGGGCUGCCUCAAGAAUUUAUCAAGCAGCCAAUCGAUCGUUUAUGACCAGCACGGCGUCUCGGUCCGCUCAACAACUCGCUGGUUACAACGGCUCCACACCCCUCUACCAUCAUCAACCUUCCGGCCAGCUUUCCUUUCUUGAUACUCCGCCAGUCUUUCCAGGCUCGCCCACAGUGAUCGGAACCCUGUCUGCUCAAGGCAGGUUUCAGGGAAAUCCAUCCUUCGUCGACCUGCUACAUUCCGUGUUUUGUGGCGUUUACUUGGACGACCCCUAUGUACGCGACUUGGCACUCUCGAGGAAGUCAGCCUCUGCGGACAGCUACUUGCACGUGCUUGGUACUCGGACGAAGAGUCAACACAUAAACGAUCGCGACCCCGCAUCGAUCAUCUUCUCUUUCCUGGCACAAUCCACCACAGGGUUACCUGUCCCAGACACCUACGAGCCGAAUCCAGCACUCAGAAUCUACACUCCCUUGGACGGCUUCCUCGUCUUUCCUGCUUCCCUUCAACAGGCCCUUUUGAAAGGCUGCAAAGUGGCCCGAAUGAUCGAAGAAGAUUCUACAAAUUGA